Haemonchus placei is the source of this 2196-nucleotide messenger RNA. NCBI's taxonomy places the organism in Eukaryota, Metazoa, Nematoda, Chromadorea, Rhabditida, Trichostrongylidae. The record is from the annotation of a GenBank genome assembly.
AUGAUAGCCAUAAUAGCAGUGAUUCUGCCGCUGGUGGAGAGCCAGUCGUUUGAAAACGUCCACGUUGGAUUCCCUGACACGUGGAAUGGCGAUAGGUAUCGAGAGUUGUACUGCCCAAGCAAGAACAUACCCAAAUUUUUAGAUGGGUUUUUCUUAUGUCAACUGUCCGCAUCAUAUGGUAACUCGUCCGCUGCACCCGGUCGAAAGUUAAAUCAUAUGAUUGACGCUAUAGGAGCUAUCGGCUCUUUUCACAUUAGCAAUGGGCAAGUCGUGUUCUCGUCCCAGUAUUAUCCUUCCCGUCCCUACAAAAUUUGGGAGUUCUACGAUCGGAACAUGAGUAAGUCGAACGUACCAUGGGCAGGAUGGUCCGAUUACAACUUAACUGCCAUGUCAAGAUGGGAACAGAUUCCCAGCAACCCGGAUUCGGCCCGUUUUCAUCCUAAUCUUGAUUUUUGGAGGAUCGGUAAGCGAAUUCUCGCUGGUACAGAAGCACCUUACUGGAUCGGAUACGAGAUAGACGUGCAAAACCUCAACAACUUCAAACUUUUCGAAUUUACCGAAGACAACGAUAUUUUUGCAUCACCUCGUCCGACAAUGAUACCAAUUUCAAUGGCGAUUCAUGAGCGAAACGAUCCUGAUGGAACGAUUUGGGGGUCAUUCUCAGCUAUGAACUUCGAGGAACAGCGAUUCGUGCAGGGCAUUUUCACAGUCGAUGCCCACGGAGUUCGCCGUGUGGUUGGGCUGUACGAUUAUGGCGCAUGGGACCCUGACGCAUGCGGAAAGAAUGAUGAAUACAUUGGUGACAAAACUCUGCUUCCUGGUUAUAUUCAUUCAAUUACGUCUACUGAGAACUACUUGAUCAUUCCACUAACUUCGCUGCUGAUCAAUCCAUGCAAAUUCAAAGAGCCCCCAGUUUCAAAUGGACACGAUAAUAUUCAGAAAGGUGGCCUUUGGGGCAUGGAUUUCUACGAUAUGGUGCCAUUAAGAUUUCUGGUUUUCAAUAAGAAAACUCGAGAAUUCUCAUCAAAAGAGCCAUUGGAAGUAUUUCCGUCGAUGUUUGUCACUCACCAGCUUAAUGCCUACGAUUCUCCUGACGGGAACAUUAUAGCGGACAUGGUGGUGUACGAUUCUCAUGACCCGUAUGUCAAAUAUUUCUACACCGACUUCCUCACAUCACAGCUUUAUCCAAGCACUGCAAGGAUUCUUCGUUUUACCCUAGAUCUCAAACAUCGCCGAGUAAUGUACAACUAUCUCAUACCGCAAGAGACUAUUGCUGCAGAUUUUCCGCAGUUUAACCACAAAUUGGAGCAGAAGCCCUAUCAAUGGACAUAUAUCGUGGAACAUCCAUUCGCGGCAGGCAAUCGUAUUGUUAAGAUAAACGUUGAUGAGCCGUCCGGUUCACGUAAUCAAGAGCUCAGAGCCGACAUUAGCCUUGUGCUUCACGAGCCGUGGUUUGUGCCUAGACCAGACUCGAGAAAAGAAGACGACGGAGUUCUUCUCAUUCGAGCCCUUGAUGUCGUUGAAAAUAAAGCGCUGCUUCUCGUGAUCAAUGCCGAAACUAUGAAAGAGAUUGGCAGAGCGUUUGUUCCCAUAUCCAUUCCAUUUGGUUUUCACAACAGGUUUUACUCAAAACAGGAACUUGGUCUACCGGAAGGUUUCUCCGUGCACAAUGUUGUGAAUCAUUUCAGGCCAUCCGAAACUAAAAUGGGCUAUGUGACACUUCCUCUGAGAACAUUCACUUCUUCUCGUCCUACUACGAAGAGCACCACCUCUGCUCCAUUAACACAAACAACCUCAAGAACUGAAUCAGUGCGAGUAGAAUCAGUGAAAAGCGAAAUCCCAGUGACUGUUACGACUCAGGCGUGGUUAUCACCGACUACGCAAAACAGAACUACAGCAGCCGCUGCUACCACGGGGCUGUCAACAGCUAAAAUUCCCCGCUGGUGGCCUUUGGGUACAACUGUUGAACCGUUAUGGUGGCAAAAUGUGAAGGACCUGCAGAAUAAAGCUGUUCCUACAAUACCAAACAAGAAGAUUUCUGCGAAUACUUCGAUCUUUCCCAACAACGGAAUCAAUUCUACUGCCGAGGUUAUCUAUUCUGAGACACUUGAAGCUCUGUGCAGCUGGUUGCCAAAAGUUUUUACAUCAAUUACCAGCGAAUUGUGCCUACGUCAAGGAAAAAAAGCAGCACAGUAA